AUGGACACGUGGCACUUGUUGAAUGGACCGACAUCGUCCGAGAGAACGAAACCUGAGGACGACCUUGAAGUUGUCGCGCGACGACUAUCCUCGUCAUCCGGUUCUGGUGACUCGGGUUCCUCGUCGGGUUCCGGCAGUAGCGACGGAGGAGGCAGCAGCAGCAGCAGUGAUUCGUCGUCUUCGUCGUCAGAUUCCGGCAGUAGCAACGGAGGUGGCGGCAGCAGCAGCGGCGGCAGCAGCGGUGGCGACUCGUCAUCUUCGUCGUCAGACUCUGGAAGCUCCGGUUCAUCUUCAAAAUCGUCCUCCUCAGGAUCUUCGUCUUCUUCUGGCGACGGCGGUAGCGGGGAUGGCGGAGGUGGAAGUUCCGGCGGUUCCUCAGAUAAUUCGUCGGGCUCCUCCUCGUCGUCCGAUUCGUCAGGCUCCUCCUCGUCGUCUGAUUCGUCGAGCUCCUCCUCUUCCUCAUCUUCAUCUUCAGAUUCAUCGUCAUCGUCAUCGUCAUCGUCCUCGUCAUCGUCAUCGUCAUCAUCUUCUAAAAAGAAGAAAUUCAAGAAGAGUUCUGGCAGCAGCGGAUCGUCGUCUGAUAGCAACGGCGGUUCGUCUUCAGGAGAUUCGUCAGGAGAUUCGUCAGGGUCUUCGGGGUCGUCCUCUGACAGCGGCGGUGGUGAUUCGUCCGGGUCGUCGGGUUCUGGAAACGGCGACGGCUCGUCGUCGUCGUCGUCGUCGUCAUCGUCUUCUAAGAAGAAAAAGAGUAAGAAGAAGUCGUCUUCUUCGAGCAGCGGGAAUGGCGGCGACUCGUCUUCCUCCUCUUCUUCCUCUGGAUCCAAGAAAAAGAAAAAGAGUAAGAAGAGCUCUUCAUCUGAUGGUGGUGACAGCGGCUCAAGCUCGUCCGAUAGCGGAUCCUCUUCUAACGGGGACUCGUCAUCUGGCAGCGGCGACGGAGGUGGUGACGGAGGUGACAACGAGGAUUACUCCGACAUGAACGCCCGGGAGAAGCGGAGUGUUGACGACAGUAACGGGGAUGGAUCAGAUUAUAGCGGGGACGGAGGUGACUACAACGGCGAUUCGUCCGGAGACGGAGGGGACUACCCAGAUGGCGGGAGCACGGAGGGAGAUGGGAGCCGGAGGGAAAGGGGUUCAUCCAACGGCUCACGAUCAAGCAGCAGGAAGAAAGGACGGAGGGGAUCGAGCCGACGUAAGGGGCACCACGGAAAGAAGGGGAAGCACGGGAAGAAAAAUGGCGACUCGACGCCGCCAAUUGCGAGCGAUCCGGCCGCCAACUUACCUCCCAUUACAAUCGUCCCGCCUUUCACGGUAAAAAAUCCCCCGGUUAUAUCAUUCCCGCCGAAAAUCACCAACCCGAAACCGGUCGACCCGUCACCAGCCCCCCCUGUCGGUCCCCUCAUACCCGAUAAUGUCAACCCGUUACCGUUCGAUCUCAUCCCCGUUCCGCAACGAACAGCCACCGACUCGUUUACGCUUAACCCGUUUAAAGGCAAAGUGGCGAGUUUCCCGUUGGAGCCUAGUCGAAAGGACCCUAAAGCGGGUCUGAUAAAAAAGCCAAAACCGCCAGUGGCAAAGCCGAAACCGAAAGUGCCGACGCUGCCGCCCGCACCGAAUCCGAAGGUGCAGAUCCCGCCGAAGUCGCUGCCCAAUGUGGGAGCAGUGGACCCGUCCGAUCCCAACAACCCGUUCGCUAGUCCGUUUGACCCGCCGCCCGGCGCGAAUGGCCCGUUGACUCCGACUGACCCGAUUGACCCGCUGAAUCCGCCGUCGCCGUCGCCGUCGCCGCCGGUGGUUGCUCCCAAGCCUUCUCCGCCUCCUGAUGAUGGUGCCGGUAUGCCCAACACCACCGUCCCUCAAAUGCUCCCCAAUUCCUACAACACCUCAACAGUGCCGGUGUCCACCCCCUCCCGCUCCCCCCGUCUCUGGAGUCAACACAAUGAUGGUGGUGCUCAUGGUGACCAUUCCCUGACCCCGUUUCCCCCGUCUCACCAUUUCCCUCGUUCCCUCCUCUCUUUCCCCUUCCCUCUCCCCCCUGCUUUCUUCCCUUUCCCAGGUGCCGGUAUUCCCAACACCACCGUCCCACAAAUGCUCCCCGAUUCCUACAACACCUCAACAGUCAUCAAGCCGAAAACCACCACCACCACCACCGCCCCUCCUGCUCCCCCCAACGACUCUGGGGUAAACACAAUGAUGGUGGUGCUCAUGGUGACCAUUCCUCUGGGUGCAGCAGCAGUGAUUACAAUGGGUAUGCUGGGGUGGAGUCAGUAUCGCAAGUGGAGCAUGAGUUCCCAAGGCCCCGCCACUGCUGGGGGUGGGGGUGGUGGGCUUGGUGGGGGGGGGUAUGAGACUCUGCAAGGGGGCCCGUUUGGUCGAUGA
Messenger RNA from Closterium sp. Naga37s-1, 2379 nucleotides. NCBI's taxonomy places the organism in Eukaryota, Viridiplantae, Streptophyta, Zygnematophyceae, Desmidiales, Closteriaceae. The record is from the annotation of a GenBank genome assembly.